GAGAGAGAGAGAACUGCUUGCAUGCAACACCCUCCCCCUCUCCCCCCUCCCUUCCAGCCCCACUCAGUGGCCCAGAGACCACUCCAGAGCCCUGGAAGGUGAGAGGCUCUGGCACUGUCCCCUCUCCCCUCCUGUGAGAUUGCAAAGCAGAGCAGUGAUUUCUUUCCUCCUUUUUUUUUUUUUUUUUAAUUUUUCUGUUGAUGUCUCUCUAAUCUCUUCUUUCCUGGAGCUCCCCCCAGCUGCUGCAGGAGCCUCAGCCAAGUUAAUGCAGAAAGAGAGAGAGAGACUUAACUCCAGUUCUUUUGCAGGGCGGCAGGGGAAGGAUUGUCAGCGCUGAUCCCCGUCCCUCCACCCCCGAACACUCAGCCUCCUCCUUCGUGAGCCUGCCUCCACCUGGGCUUUAUUGUGACCGUGCCUGGCACUGGGCCACGAAGCUCUUUGAGACUCCCUCUGCCAAGGGGGCUUUUCCGUGGCUUUUUUCUCAAUGAGAGAUCCUUGAGCUUUGCUCCUUGGCAAGAGGAGGGGGACGCGUGGGAGCACGUCGGGGGGAGUGAACGAGUUCAAAAAAGAAUAAAGGGCUCCGUGGUGGCUGGGAGAGGUGGGCGGAAGCACUGUCACCAGGACUGGCCCCGCAGAUACAAUGAGGGCGCAGUGGCCCAGCUGGAUGAGAUGCCUCCGAGCGGCUCUGUGGCUCUGCUGCCUGCUGCCUGAGGUGAGCUGCACCUGGAACCUGGCUGGACUCCAAUACAGCAACCGAAGGAACUGGUGCUCGUACACAGUCACCCGGACAGUGUCCUGCCACGUCCAGAAUGGCACCUUCCUCCAGAGGGUGUUCCAGACCUGCCGCUGGCCCAUGGGCUGCAACGGAGGCAGCUAUAGAACCAUCGUGAGGCCGACGUACAAGGUAGCCUACAAAACGUUCACGGCUCUAGAGUGGAGAUGCUGCCCAGGCCACACAGGUGCCAACUGCGAAGAAGAGACCAUCAGCUAUGCAGACCCUCAGGAAGCCAGCCGACCCAGCAUCCCCCUCCGCAGAAACUCCCACCGGCCAGCAACUUACUCAGGGUGUUUAAACUGCAGCAAAGUGAUGGAGCUGACGGCGCGUCUCAACACCCUAGAAGCUAAGAUGGCGUUGCUGUCAGCAGCUGAGCCGGCAACCUCCCCAGCACCCAACAAACACCUCUUAACCAAAGGGCCUGCCCAUUCAGACUCCAUCCAGCUCUGGGGGUCUCCAGCCACCCAUGGGAGCCCAGGGGAUGAAGGCGUGAGAGGAUCCCCGCAAGGAGAGAGGCUGGCAGGAGUACUUCCUAGCCAGGACAGGAAAACAGGGUCACAAGGACCCCCUGGUCCUUCAGGUCCCAAGGGAGACACUGGGAGCCGGGGGCCUUCUGGGGUGCCUGGAGUCAGGGGUCCUGCUGGACCACCAGGCCCUCCUGGUCCCCCAGGCUCACCAGGACGGGAUGGUGUGAGGGGCAUCCCUGGAGAGAAGGGGUUACCAGGACUUCCAGGCCUCCCAGGUCCUCCAGGCCCCCCAAUCCCAGUGGGGCCAGUUAUACCCCAGAUCCCAGACCCAAGGGACCCGCUUCUGUCAAAUACCUUCACUGAGGCUGGCAGCAUCAGCAUUGUGGGACCGGCUGGGCCCCCUGGGCCUUUGGGGCCAAUAGGUCCCCCAGGCCCAAUUGGAUUACCAGGCCCUGCUGGGCGUGAUGGGUUACCCGGAGCACCAGGUGCUGAUGGAGCUGCUGGCCUUCCAGGGGAAAAAGGAGACCGAGGCCCUCAAGGAUUUCCUGGAAGCAGAGGCCUGGAUGGAGAGCGAGGGGAGCCAGGCCCAAAAGGAGAGCCAGGGGAGAAGGGCACCUGGAACCAGACCCAGGGUCAGGAGCUGGCCCCUUCACCACUAGCAGCCCCAACUUCUACCGAGGCAAGCGCAGCGGACUGGCAGCCUACCGGAUCAUCUCCCGCCAGCUGUCCCAGAAGGGCCAGGACGAGAGGCAGUGAAAAGGCGUGGCCCUGGCCGGCGGAGCGCAAGAGGGAGCCAUUGCCCCCAGCACCACGGCCUCUCUAUGAGCCUGCCUCCCCCCAUCCCUCCACGUCACUCUGGACUGUCACAUGAGGAAGCACAUGAGGGGCCAUCCCAGGAUCCCAAGCCAGCCAACGUGAUUGGGGCCCCCCGGGGCUGCAGCCAGGGAGAGUGCUUGGGAGCCGAUGGCAGCACCGCUCUGUAUUUAUUUGCUCUUCAUUUUUCAAGAGGCCUGUAUCCAGCGCUAUAUGUGUAUGAACGCGCCCCCAUUCUGCUCAUCCCGAUGUCUUCAGAGCCCCGGCCCGCUCCCACACUCCCCUCCCUGUCCUGAAGGGGGGACUCGUGAUCUUUGGUGCUAACCUCUGGGGCAGACGUCUCUAGAUGACUCUGCACUUGGGGGAUGACCUUGGUGCUUUGGCCUAUAGUUUGUUGCUGCUUCCCUGUCUCCUGGGGCCAAGAGGAAGGCAAUCCCAUUCCCACCUUGCCCCUGAGUCCCUGGAUGGUUUGCACUGCCCCUCCUCCAGGCCUCCUAGCUCUGCUUCCACUACGUUGGUGGCUAGGGGGAUUGCUGCCUUGCUUCCACCCUCACCAGGCCCUAAGGCAGGGGUGGGUAAAAUGCGGCCCGGGGGCCGGAUGCAGCCCGCCAGGCCAUUCUAUCCAGCCCGCGGGCCCCCUACAAAUUUAGAAAAUUAAUAUUAAUCUGCCCUGGGCUGCCUGUCAUGUGGCCCACGAUGGCUUGCCGAAACUCAGUGAACAGCCCUCUGCCCAAAAUAUUUGCCUGCUCUUGCCCUAAGGCAAUCAUUUCUCUCCCAUGAAGCCUUGUUUUUACUGGUGAGUGCAAGGUCAGGGCAGCUACACUGAACUUACCCCCUUUCCUGCCAGCCAGGGCCUGCCCAUCUGGUUGGGACUCUGCAGCCCAGCAAGGCAAUCUCUGAUCACCACGGGUGGUCCAACCUGUCCCAGCAGGAGGCCAGCACUACCCACUGAAAACCAAAGCAGCAAGGCAAUGCUGGAGUGGAGCUCAGCUGCCUGCCUGUCACUUUGGUGCUCCAUGCCUCAGGCAUGGGGAGAACUGUGGGACUCUCCAUGCCUUUGACUCUCCCAAGCUACAUGGGUCCAUGACUUUGACCCAGUCCCCAGGCCCCCUUGGCUGCCCCAGUCAUGGAGGUAUGAUGGUGACAAACCAUGCUGUGUCCUCUGCACUCUCUAACAUACUGGCUCACACCUGCCACCACCUGAAGCUUUUGCCCAGUGCUUAAACUGCCAUAUUCCUUUCCUGCACUGUGGUGCAGCUUUGCUUCAUCCAACCAGAGGCAGAGCAGGUGAAGGUCUAACAUGACCGCCCAUGAGGCAGCAUCCCCAGCCCAAGUUGAAGGAUCUCCCAUCUAGGAGUGAAAGCAUCACCAAGGGGGUAGUUGCCUGGCUGGAAAGGGGCAUAAGGGGUCUUGGCUCCCUUCCUGUCCUGCCUCAUUGAUGGAUAAGGGAACUUCACCUCUGCAUCCAGCAUCUGGAGAGCAGGGCAAGGAAGAAGGUGGAAGGGGAGCACAACCACAUCCACAGCCCAACCCCACUUCCAACUCCCAGCAUCACCCCACAGGCCCUCAACACUGCUCACUGAUCCAGCUGGCUGCAGAAGGGAAGCAGGGCUUGCAACAGAGGAGCCAGGAGUAGGGGCAGCUCCAGUUAUUAAUGGGCUGGUCCAUACAAAUCUGACAGCCAGUAAUGCCUGCUACCGCUCCCCUCCCCCUGCCCAACCUAGUGAACAAAGGAACCGAGUGCACAAGCAGCUGGGGAGAGCCCCUGCUAUUGUAUCACAUAUGCUUGUAACCCUGGCCACUCUGGGAACCAGUCAUGUAUUAUGGUCAUUAAAACAUCUCACUGAUGCCUGCUA
Messenger RNA from Alligator mississippiensis (American alligator), 3911 nucleotides. RefSeq names its product EMI domain containing 1 (gene EMID1). The record is from RefSeq and is a predicted model, not a curated record. Bases 641 to 2113 code for a protein of 490 amino acids. Gene Ontology annotation, molecular function: protein binding. The transcript has 15 exons. NCBI's taxonomy places the organism in Eukaryota, Metazoa, Chordata, Crocodylia, Alligatoridae.